AUGCCUCGUAAAGAAACGUACGCUGGCCCAUUAUCGGCACAAGCCCAACAAGAUCUUGUAUCAGAAGGUUUAGAGAAUUAUGAACUGCCGAAAAGUGUUGUGAUGAAGAUUGCAAAGUCUGCGCUCCCGGACAACGUGAAGCUGCAGAAGGAGACAGUCCUUUCUUUGGUUAAAGGUUCAUCGGUGUUCAUCAACUAUCUCGCCCACGACGUCGCACAAAACAAGCAACAUAAAAGCAUAUCCGCUUCCGAUGUGUUAAAAGCGCUCGAAAUGAUCGAAUUCGGUGACAUGGUCAACAAGCUCCAAUCUGAACUACUAAUCUACCGCGAAGUGUCAAAGAACGACAAAGGCAAGAAGGGAACAACCAAUGGCACUUCUUCUGCACGCAAAGCACCCCAAUCUAGUACAUCUGCACCACCAAAGAGCAAAGGCAAAGAAAAACCUGGCGCUCUUCCUCCACCAUUCACCUCCGCGCCUCUCGCGGCUGCUUCCUCGCACUCACAGGGGGACACCCCCAUGGACAUUGACGACCAAACUACCAGUAUAAGUGCCCAUGGGAGAUCCGCCGGCGACGACGAAGACGACGAGGUCAAUUCAGCAACGUCAGAUGGCGAGCUCGGCAACGCUUUAGAAGACGAUGCGGGGAUUGAAGAAGAGGAGGAAGAAGAGGAGCUAGUGGACAACGUUGCUUUGGAAGAAGAAGAGCUACGAAAUGAUAGCAAGGGAAUGGAUCGUGAUUCGGACUCUGAUAUGGUCUAA
This is a messenger RNA of Psilocybe cubensis, 759 nucleotides long. RefSeq lists its product as uncharacterized. Gene Ontology annotation, molecular function: protein heterodimerization activity; chromatin DNA binding. NCBI's taxonomy places the organism in Eukaryota, Fungi, Basidiomycota, Agaricomycetes, Agaricales, Agrocybaceae. The coding region runs from base 1 to 759 and encodes 252 amino acids. The transcript is spliced from 4 exons. Gene Ontology annotation, cellular component: epsilon DNA polymerase complex; CHRAC. Gene Ontology annotation, biological process: leading strand elongation; DNA damage response; heterochromatin formation. The record is from RefSeq and is a predicted model, not a curated record.